AUGCACAUGAGAAUACACAGAAAAAUGAAACCUUACAAAUGUGAGGUAUGCAAUAAAGUAUUAUCUGGAAAAAGUGGUCUAGAGAAGCACAUGAGAGUACACACAAAAGAGAAACCUUAUAGUUGUGAGAUUUGCAGCAAGGCUUUCUCUCAGAAACCCCAUGUAGAAUCCCACAUGCGUACUCAUCUACGUCUUAAACCUUUCAACUGUGAGGCAUUUGCUAGGAAAGAUGAUUUAGCAAGACACAUAAGAAUACAUACACAUGGGAAGCCUUAUACUUGCAGUGUAUGUAGUAAAUCAUUCUUAUGGAAACACAAUCUAGUGGUGCACAUGAAAGGGGACAUACAAAGGAAAAACCUUACAGUUGUGCCACAUGUAGUAGAGCUUUUUCAGAGAAAUGUAAGCUGUCCUUUGAAGGAGGUCCAUUGGGAUACGUAUAUUGCAGUGACAGAAGAGUACACAGAUCAACCAUAUCUAGUAUAG
Messenger RNA from Penaeus monodon (black tiger shrimp), 483 nucleotides. Its product is annotated as zinc finger protein 1-like. Gene Ontology annotation, molecular function: DNA-binding transcription factor activity, RNA polymerase II-specific; RNA polymerase II cis-regulatory region sequence-specific DNA binding. Gene Ontology annotation, cellular component: nucleus. Gene Ontology annotation, biological process: regulation of transcription by RNA polymerase II; central nervous system development. The record is from RefSeq and is a predicted model, not a curated record. Bases 1 to 483 code for a protein of 160 amino acids. Lineage: Eukaryota; Metazoa; Arthropoda; Malacostraca; Decapoda; Penaeidae. The transcript is spliced from 4 exons.